This is a messenger RNA of Oncorhynchus nerka (sockeye salmon), 1931 nucleotides long. Its product is annotated as dnaJ homolog subfamily B member 5-like. Gene Ontology annotation, molecular function: protein-folding chaperone binding. The transcript is spliced from 4 exons. NCBI's taxonomy places the organism in Eukaryota, Metazoa, Chordata, Actinopteri, Salmoniformes, Salmonidae. Gene Ontology annotation, cellular component: cytosol. Bases 230 to 1378 code for a protein of 382 amino acids. The record is from RefSeq and is a predicted model, not a curated record.
GGAAUCGGUAGCCAAGGUAUUCCCUCUUGUGCGUAGGAAAAUGGGCGGUUUUGGGGAAAGCUCGGUCACGCUGCGUGGGUGUUGAGUGUAUAGUAAAGGGCUGCCACGGCAGUAUUUAGCACAGUCUGCAGUCAGCCGCUCAGUCAACCAACAACCCAACCACAGCUAAAACAGCUAAGAGCUUUUCAGCACCAAAAAACAGCGGACAGCUCCUCAAUAAGCGAACACUAUGGUUCUUAUCUGGACCCAGUUUGGAGUGAAAACCAAAAAUGGCAAGUGCAAGGUCCGCGUUAUGAACAGGAAUGACAGCUCUGGCUCUUCAUCAGGGGAGAACCAGAAGGACCAAGAGGUUCCUGUUCUGUCCAGGCCUAUGGGGAAGGAUUUCUACAAGGUCCUGGGUGUCGAGUCUGACUCCAAUGAAGACGAAAUCAAGAAGGCAUACAGGAAGAUGGCCCUGAAGUUUCACCCCGACAAGAACAGCGCUGCGGACGCCGCGGACAAGUUUAAGGAGAUUGCAGAAGCUUAUGAGAUUCUGACCGACUCCAAGAAAAGGGUCAUCUAUGAUCAGUUUGGAGAAGAAGGUCUCAAGAACGGAGGCGGGGUGUCCAUGGCAGGCAAAGAGAACAACCCCCAUCACUAUAGUUACCACGGCGAUGCCCACGAGACCUUCUCAACAUUCUUCCAGGGCUCCGACCACUUCGACAUCUUCUUCGGGCCCGACGGCGAGGAGGAGCUUUUCAAUCCCUUUAACCGUUUCACCUUCAGCAAAGGUGAUGGUUACCAUGGUAACUACGGCCCCAACGGCGAGAAACUUCGUCGCGGGCGACGGCAGGGCGUGGCGGUGGUGCACGACCUCCUGGUAACCCUAGAAGAGGUGUUCCACGGCUGCUCUAAGCACAUGAAGAUCACGCGGCACCGCCUCAACCCAGACGGCCGCAGCCUUCGCACUGAGGACAAGGUCCUGAACGUGGUGGUGAAAAAGGGAUGGAAGGAGGGUACCAAGAUCACCUUUCCCAGAGAGGGUGACGAGACGGCCAAUAGCAAACCCGCUGACGUGGCCUUCAUCCUCAAGGACAAGAAACACCCCCACUACAAGAGGGACGGGUCCAACAUAGUCUAUACGGCAAAGAUCACCCUCAAAGAAGCUCUAUGUGGAUGCACAGUCAACGUCCCCACCCUCGACAACAGGACGAUGCCACUACCGUGCAGUGACGUCAUCAAGCCCGGCGCCAUUCGGCGGCUGAGGGGCGAGGGGCUGCCCCAUGCCAAGACCCCCACCACACGUGGCGACCUGGUGGUGGAGUUCCAGGUGGCCUUCCCUGACAGGAUCCCUCCCCAGUCCAAAGAGAUCAUCAAACACAGCCUCAUUGGGUGCUAACAUGCUAUCGUGCUAACGACCACAACAGCUAGCCGAUACAAUCACAGCCUUGCUAGGUGCUAUGACAAUCCAGCACAGCUGGAGACAAUGGCAGGAAUGGAAUCUUUAAAAACAUAUAUACCUUUUUGAUUAUAGGCACUAUUCAUCAUCAACAAUGCCACAGGGGAAAAGGUUUACAGUUUAACAGGCCAAUGGACUCCUGAGUGUCUGGGCACGUUUUCUGACUGACUGACUAGCCUUUCUCUUGAAUGGAAAAUGGUAGAGGUACUCUUACUGUGUUGCCUAUAUCAAGAAUGUGGUAUGCCAAUAGAGUCAUUCGACUCAUUAGAGAAGCCUGAGGUAGUUGAUUGUCACGUGGCAAAAUUAUUCUACCAGUUGUAUGGUGUUCAUAUGUCUGCACUUUUACAUUGAUUUAUUACAAUAAAUAAACAAAUAUGUACUUGUGUACAAGACUGUACUAAUGUACAAAUAUAGUUAACUGUCUCUAAAAGAGAUUAAUUUGUCAAAUGUUCAACUGAAUCAUUUGAAACAUUUGUAUAUAUUUGUGCUUUAA